Metopolophium dirhodum (rose-grain aphid) is the source of this 1040-nucleotide messenger RNA. RefSeq lists its product as uncharacterized. The transcript is spliced from 18 exons. The coding region runs from base 72 to 722 and encodes 216 amino acids. NCBI's taxonomy places the organism in Eukaryota, Metazoa, Arthropoda, Insecta, Hemiptera, Aphididae. The record is from RefSeq and is a predicted model, not a curated record.
CUAUUAUUCUUACUUUAUCUUCUUCAAAGCUGUUAUUAUUAUUAAUUUAUAGUAGACACCUACCUUCAAAAAUGGUUAAUAAAAUGUUAGCUUUUUGUUUUAUGUUUUAUUUUAUUUCAAGUACUUUAGCGAGAUCUGAAUUGAAACUAGCAAAAUGUCGUGAGCAAAUGAUGAAUGCUGGCCUGUUGACAAAGCGAGUGGUGAAUAAAAAACCAACAGUAUUUUCGCGUGCAAAACCAAUAUAUGAUUACUGGGUUGUUCCUUCUUGGCAAAACACUGUAACUGCAUUUGUAGUGCCAUUAUGUACUUAUAUACACAGCCAUGAAGAAAAUAAUAAAGAAGAUCAGAAAGGAACCAAAUAUGAUCUUAAUGAUUUAUUCUCCACAUGUCAAAUUCAAAACAAAUAUAAAAGUAAUAGAAGAGAAGGAAGUCAAAGUGUUAUAAACGAUAUUUUACCAACAUGCUCUGUUCUAAUCAACUAUCGCAGUAUUCACGGAUCUAAUUUUACUCUUGCCGAAUUCUCACCAACAUGUACAUUUCUACUCGAUUAUCGAUAUAAUACGCAGAGAAUGUAUACAGGAAAUGUAUUUAAUGUUGAUAAUUUCGAUUCAAUAUGCACUUAUGCAUACAAAUAUCAUGGACAAAAUCCUUACGAUCAUCAUGAUGAUCAUCCACCUCAAGAACCAGAAUCAUUUUGCAUUGAAUACAGCGAAGAGAAAUGACUCUGAGUUUAUUAAAAACAUGAUCAACUUACUACCUCCAUAGGGCACAAUGGAAUUAUUUUGACAUGAUAUAAUAUUAAAUAAGUUAUCUUAUUAUAAUAUAUAACUUUACUAUUUACAUAUCAAAAUGCACUUAUAAUUACUUAUAUUAUAUUAAAUACUAAUUACUUAAAUUGCAAUGAAAAAGAAUACACUUCAAUUAUUAAGGAGAUUUUAUGAUUUUCUAGAUGUACGUAUAUCAUAUUAAAAAUAUUCAUAUUGUUUAAAAUGAUAAAGUAUAAUAAAACCACACACGUAAUAAAAUUGCUCUCUUCUUUA